Salvia miltiorrhiza (redroot sage) is the source of this 840-nucleotide messenger RNA. RefSeq lists its product as uncharacterized. NCBI's taxonomy places the organism in Eukaryota, Viridiplantae, Streptophyta, Magnoliopsida, Lamiales, Lamiaceae. Bases 1 to 840 code for a protein of 279 amino acids. The record is from RefSeq and is a predicted model, not a curated record. The transcript has a single exon.
AUGGAGUGGGCCUUUUUGAACGACAAGAUUAAAAGCAAGAUUAAUGGGUGGAAGAAGCGGAAAAUCUCCUUCACUGGAAGAGCCACUCUUAUCCGGUCUGUUUUGCUUUCUAUCCCGAUCUAUCAUCUCUCUUUUUCCAAAUUUCCUAAGUGUGUCGUCGAUGAAAUUCAGUCUUAUUUUAGUAAGUUCCUCUGGGGUGGGGGCUUGGAGGAUAGGAAAAUCCAUUGGGUGAAGUGGGAUGAUUUGUGUGUUGGUUAUGGCCUUGGGGGCUUAAAUUUUAAAAAUCUUAACUGGUUUAAUACGACCCUCAUGGCCAAGUGGAUUUGGAGAUUCUUGGUGGAUAAACAUCUUCUUUGGGCCAAGGCGGUGAGAGCCUGCCAUGGGGAGUUUGUGUGGGAGAAUGGUGGGCUGGACGACACUAAUGGCAAAAUUACACAAAUAGGAUGGUGGAAGAUUGUUUUGGGAAUUAGUAGGGGGGAUGAUGGCAAGUGGUUGCGUGAUAAUGUUGAGGUGGUGUUGGGAGAGGGAGAUUCCUUGAGCUUUUGGCAUGAUUGGUGGAUUGGGGAGGGCAAACUCUCCGAGAAAUUUCCUAGGCUUUUUCGGAUAUCCAACAACAAACACGGUACAGUCAAGAGCAUGGGGAUUUGGGUUGAAGGAACAUGGAGGUGGAACCUCGAGUGGAGCCGAGAGCCGAGGGGUCGAGAACAUGACCAAAUCCAGUCUCUUAUCUCUAUCAUUAAUUGCUGUGUGUUGAGGGUGGAUAAGCGUGAUGGCUGGAGUUGGAAAGCAUCUUCAAAUGGAGUCUUCUCCAUCAAGUCGGCUUAUGAAGCAAUUAGCUAG